AUGUCCUUCGAAGUGGCGAUGGAACUAGUGGCAAGACAGGAGGAACGAACACGAAUCAAAGCCGAUUCGUUGCUGGCACAUUCUGUUCCUCUCAUCGGACAGAGCGGGUCUCCCAGGCUGUUUGUCUCAAAGGCUGACAUGAUUGAAACUGCUCAGGCUGACGCUGCCCGGGUUGUCGCCCGUGUGCAAAACGCAGGUGACAUCGACGUGCAACGCCUCACUGGGCACUUCAUGCGACGCGGCGGAGCAAAGGCAUUGGCUCGGGCUGGCACGCCCAUCGCAUUGAUCAAGCCGAAUCAAGCACAUGUCACGGCACAGCGCCAAUGUAGUGCAGACCUAUGUCGAGGAGGCCCUGGAGGAGUCCCCGAACGCACCACCCAUGCAGGCAAACUACCGCCAGACACAGAAGCUGAUCGAGGACCGCCGAGGCGAACUUCAAGCCUUGAAGAAAGCCAGGAUGACUGA
Durusdinium trenchii is the source of this 465-nucleotide messenger RNA. The record is from the annotation of a GenBank genome assembly. Lineage: Eukaryota; Dinophyceae; Suessiales; Symbiodiniaceae.